UCGAGGGCUAAGGACAAGAAAUACGGAUACAUUAAAAUUCAGAAAGGACUACAUUUUUGAAUAAAUAUGAGACAAAUAUAAACAUAAAUAUUGCAGAUAAUGUACAGAUUAAACAAAUGCAGGAAAUAAAUACAUAAAUGAUAUUAAUUCUAAAAAAACCUCUGAGCUCAUUUUUUUUUUAUUUAUUUCUGUCCCAAUUGAAUUAGAUCUUCUAAUUAAUAUGUCAAACAUUUAUCUAUCUGUUUAAAAAUGUAUGUAAUGUUUUUAUUUACUGUGUUGUGUGAUCUAGUUCUCAGUGAUGUCUGGUUUGGUUUUAAUCUUUCCUAAAACUAUAACGUUAUCAUUCUUGUUAAAAUAUGCAUAAAACCAAAAACACGUCCAUAAAACACAUUAUCCCUAUGGGCCUCCUUACAUACACAUACAUACAUAGUAAUUCACAAAAAGUUUAGAUAAAAACUAAAAUCGCACAAAAAGGAAAAAACAGGCUAAAAACAAAAUUUAACGUCCUGCAGAAAAGGCAAGGAGUGAACCAUCUUGCACUGAACUCUCCCAUCUUCGGCUACACAUGCUAAAGUCUGCUUUUGUACACUUUCGUGGCUGUGGACGCGCGCGGAGUGGACGCGCGCGGAGUGGCCGCAGCUGCGCGAAACUUAGUGCUCUGUUGGUGUUUACGUACAGAAUUCAGUGAAUUGCGCUUUUCCCCCGUGGUGAGUUACAACGCCAGAGAACGUACUGCGCAUGUCAGUGCUGAAACAUUCAAAACAAAGCAGAAACAUGGCCUCAAGUUCCUUGGGCAGAAGACUGGUGGCUUGUCUUCUCAACGUUUCCGAGGCUCGCAGGAAAGACCUGGUGGAGAGCGUGGCCAAGGCAGCCUUAUAUGACACUGAAGGCGUUAGACGAGAGGGGACCACAGUGCUGAACAUCUUUAAUGACCAUGACUACAACCGUUCUGUCAUCACCAUUGUGGCCAGUGUCGACUCUAUCAGGGACGUGGUUCUGUCUGCAUGCGAGAAAGCCUGCGGGCUGAUCGACAUGCACGCUCACACGGGGGUCCACCCAUGUAUGGGUGCCAUCGACCUCAUACCCAUCUACCCCCUGGGGGAGGAGGUGGGAGUGGAGGACUGUGCUAAAGAGGCUCGGGCUGUGGCUCAGGGACUUACAGAGCGGGUCCAGGGCACCGGUGCCUUCCUGUUUGGCUGGGCAGACUCCCCCCUCCAGCGGGGGCUGGCACAGAGGAGGAAGGAGAUGGGCUGGUUCAAGAAGACGCCAGACUUGCAGGCAAUCAGGCCCGAUGUGGGGCCGCAGCCGCAGAAACGAUUCGGCCUCACAGGUGUUGGGGCCAGUCCAUACGUCAUGAACUGCAACGUCACAAUCGACACCCAGGACAUCGCCACGGGACGCAGCAUCGCCGCAGCCAUCAGGGAGUCGACCCCGGGGGGCCUGCCUGGGGUACAGGUGCUGGCUUUGCCACACGGGGGCGCUGUGGAAAUCGCCUGUAAUGUGGAAAGCGUUAAAGGGAGCCCACCUAGUCACGUGACUGCAGGUGAACCAUGGCCGUCUUAUAGCAUCGGCGGCCAGUCGUACUGUCACGCUCCGGCUUCGCUCAUCACGGCAAGGGUCGCAGAGCUGGCAGGGAUGCAGGGGGUUGGUGUGAAGGGCACCGCGCUGGUGGGGUUCACCCCCCUUGAGUGCAGGGGCCUGGCAGAGUUGGCACUGUCUCAUGGGAUUGCUGAGUUUUGGAAAGAGCAGCGCGGGAUCCGUAUGUGAAAACCAAUCCUUGCCAAAACCAGUGAAACCUCACACAGAAGUACCUCGUCUUUGUUUGAUGUCACUUUAAUUGCCAUGAGAAUUGCCCUGCCCCCCCGUUACUAUUGCUAGCCAGCGGUGAAAGAAGUAGUCAGAGUCGUCAAGUUCUGCAUUCAAAACCUUACUUAGUAAAGGUAUGUAAGUAUUAUCAGCAAAAUGUACUUAAAGUAACAAAAGUAGAAGUCCUGUCCUGUGAGAACACGUAUCUCUAAAUAGUCAACUUUUCAUGAGCUCAGAAAAACAGCCUGUUUUCAGCUUUGUGACGAUGCAUAUUUGUUUUUAAAUAGUUUAUUUAGCAUAAGUAGUAGAAUUUUCUCAACUUAAAAUAACACUUAAUCAUUUAGUUUAUCAGAAAAAAUCUAAAUCACCAUGGUACAUGGUUUUCUCUGGACAGGAAUGGUAUGAAAAAUUGGAAUAUGUAAUAAUAAUAAUAAUGAUAAUAAACUUUAUUUGUAUAGCACUUUUCAAAACACAGUUACACAGUACCUUACAGAACAAGAUACAAUAUUACACACAGUCAAGAUAAAAACAACAAAAACAUAAAUAAAAACAUAGAACAUAAGACCUGAUGAAACAGUGUUUAAUAAAAGUUGUAAAAGAGGGAGAGAAACUAGACAAACAGCAGAUUUACUAUAAAAAAGCCUUCCUGUAAAAGUAGUAGUAGUUUUGAGGAGUGAUUUAAAAGAAGGUAGGCCUACUGCGUUUGCUAACCUAAGUUCCUCAGGCUCUAUAUAUGGCUGUCGACAAAUGUAGUGCAGUAAAAAGUACUACAUUAGCCUCUGAGAUGUAGGAGAGUAGAAGUAUAGAGUUGUACUUACCCUGUCCAGUUCUCCAUCCUAGCGCUGCUCGUAUGCAGUUUAAUAUAACCGUGGCAGAUUUACCACUCAAAGUUCGUAGUCGUUUUUAGGUCUUCGAUUUCACACAGAAGAAAGCAAAAGCGUGUCCCUCACUUCCAGCCAACUGUUGCUAGCUGACUGUGUUAGCUGUAGCAGUGUUAGCUGAGUUAGCUAGACACUAACUGUUACGUUGGUUGAAAACUCCAUCUUCAGCUGACUUCUUAAAUAUGCACAUAAUGGCUAGACAUCAUAUAACGCUAACAGACUGAGGCUAACGCUAUAUGUCUCCCAAAAUGUAGCAUGCUCACACGUUAAUGAGCUAGAUGGAAAUAAGGGGCAGUAUCCUAGUCUUCCAGGGUAGGUCCAGCUGCCCUAGUAUUAUAGUAAAGUAUGAAUACAAAGGUUAUUAAAACUAUUCUAACAAAGCCAUGUUUGGAUAUUUUACUGUAGAAAAACAUACUUAGACCAGCAACACACAGGUUAGUCAUGCUUUAAUGUUUGUAUAUUCAAACAGUAUGUUUCACUUUUAGAAGUAAGGAUGAAGACUCAUGGGGACUAAUAUAAUAGCGUCUCCCACACAGUGGGGGUUCUGGUCCUCAACAGGUACUAAUGUAACCUGCAACCCCACAUAACAAUGCAGAUAGCUAAUGAUAUGCUUUUUGGCUUUGGAAAUAAUGCUAGGUCGCUGCUGAAGCUAGUUAGCUGUGGAUGCUAACGUUUGCAGCUUAGUUAGUGUUUGAGUGUAAUGCACCUUUGAUUGUUUACAGCACUGGGAAUGCACUUCACAGUCAGGUUUAACUGGAACCGUGAACCUGUUUACAGGUGAGGCCAUAUAAAUACACCUAGGCUACAGACAUUCAAACUCAGUUUUUCACAGCUCCACAUAUUUCAUGCUACCGUACAUUUCUUGUGUUAAGUCAAUAGGGUAUCUGCUGUGUUUCAGAGCUAAGAAAGAAUUUAACUUCAGCUUUUAUUUACUAGAACAGAACCUGUGUAUUGUUCAGUGCAUUUUACUUAAUUUACUCAUAGAUUAAUAUUUGAUCUGAUCUUUAAUUUCACUAGCGUUUAAAUAACUUAAUAACUGCAUUUAAAGAGAUGACUUUCUUUUUUUGAUGAGUAAUUGUGUGUGAUAACCUUUUGUUAGAAAUAUUACAUUAAAUAAAUAAUUUAUCAAUGAA
Molecule: messenger RNA, 3820 nt
Organism: Siniperca chuatsi (mandarin fish)
Lineage: Eukaryota; Metazoa; Chordata; Actinopteri; Centrarchiformes; Sinipercidae
Gene: ftcdnl1
Product: formiminotransferase cyclodeaminase N-terminal like 1
Exons: 6
Coding region: 739-1767 (342 amino acids)
Molecular function (GO): transferase activity; folic acid binding
Source: RefSeq, a predicted model, not a curated record